AUCUUAAUCUCAUGUCCUUUCUUCAAAAACAGAAGACUGUAUAUUCAAUAAACGAAGUCGUUGGGCGACCUGUUUAUUGCAACGGGCUGUCGUUCGACGACCAAAAGCAUCCAAAUCACUCGUCAAGACCAUUAUAUUCCAAGGAAAGCGAAGUCUUUGAAUUAUUGGAUAGACGACGUCGUGCGAUGUGAUGCUAGAAAUUUCUUCACGGGCUAAUUGGAAAUGGACUUGAAGCAUAUCGUGACAGCAAUACGCUACUGUGGCCAAGUUCAAGCACUCAGACACGGGAAAUCGUUUCAUUCUCGUCUGAUCAAAACUGGGUAUUCUCAUAAUGUAUAUAUAGCCAGCAAUUUGAUAUCAAUGUAUGUGCAUUGCUCUUUUAUAGACGAUGCGCGUAGAGUGUUCGAUGAAAUGCCCCGUAAAAAUAUUGUUACUUGGACUACAAUGGUCUCUGCAUAUAUCAGUUGUGGAAAACCUCAUGAAUGUGUAAAACUUUAUAAGCGAAUGUUAGAUUCUAAUGCCGAGGUGCCUAAUAGAUUCAUGUAUUCCGUUAUUUUGAAAGCGUGUGGUCUUGUGGGUGAUAUUGGAUUGGGUAAAGUGAUUCAUAAGAGAAUUUAUAGAGAGAAAUUAUACAAUGACAUUAUCUUAAUGAAUACCCUUUUGGAUAUGUAUGUUAAAUGUGGCAGUUUAGAUGAAGCAAGGGAAGUUUUUGAUGGGAUUCUUCUGGAUGCAAAUUCUAUUACAUGGAAUACAAUUAUUUCAGGAUGUUGUAAGGAAGGGUUAAUGGAAGAAGCAAUGCAUUUGUUUAAUCAAAUGCCAAACCCAAAUACUGUUUCUUGGAAUAGCAUUAUCGCUGGUUUUGUGGAUAAUAGGAGUUUAUGUGCAUUGGAGUUUGUUUGUAAGAUGCACCGCCAAGGGCUUAAACUAGAUGAUUUCACAUUUCCAUGUGCUCUUAAAUCAUGUAGUUAUGUUGGUUUCUUAGCAAUGGGGGAACAGAUUCACUGUUAUGUUAUAAAGUCAGGAGUUGCAUCUAGCUGCUUUACCAUGUCAGCAAUGGUUGAUAUGUACUCAAAUUGCAAUAAGUUAAGUGAAGCAAUUACGCUAUUUGAUCAGUACUCAGGUUGCAAUGGUUCAGUUUCUGAUAGCUUGGCACUCUGGAAUUCUAUGCUUUCUGGGUAUGUGGUCAAUGGACAAAAUAGGCAAGCCCUUACUAUGCUUUCAAAAAUCCAUCUUUCUGGUGCUUGUAUAGAUUCUUACACUUUCAGUGCUGCUUUGAAGGUCUGCAUUAACCUGCUCGAUUUAGGACUGGGUAUUCAAGUGCAUGGUUUGGUUGUUAUCAGUGGGUAUGAAUUAGAUUAUGUUGUUGGAAGUGUCCUCAUAGAUUUCUAUGCAAAACUUGGAAACAUUAAGGAUGCUUUUGGUCUUUUUCACAGGCUUCCGAAGAAAGAUAUUGUAGCUUGGUCUGGUUUAAUCAUUGGCUGUACAAAGAUGGGAUUAAACUCUUUAGCUUUUUCACUCUUCAGAGAUAUGGUUAAUCUGGAUCUUGAAGUUGAUCAAUAUGUUAUUUCCAAUGUUCUAAAAAUCUGUUCAAGUUUAGCAUCUCUAAGAAGUGGCAAACAGGUUCACGCUUUCUGUAUUAAGAAUGGGUAUGAAACUGAAGGCGUUACCGUUACAGCUUUAAUUGACAUGUACUCAAAAUGUGGUGAAAUUGAGGAUGGCAUAACUUUGUUUAAUUCAAUUCUUGACAGGGAUGUUGUAUGUUGGACAAGUGUCAUUGUGGGUUGUGGGCAGAAUGGAAGGGCAAACGACGCUGUAGAAUUUUACCGAAAGAUGGUAGAGAUAGGGUUAAAGCCAAAUGAAGUCACCUUUUUAGGUGCCCUUGCUGCCUGCAGACAUGCUGGUCUCAUUGAAGAGGCAUGGAACAUAUUUAAGUCAAUGAAAUUUGAUCAUGGAUUUGAACCUCAAAUAGAACAUUAUUACUGUAUGAUUGAUCUUCUUGGCCAAGCUGGAUGUUUCAAGGAGGCAGAGAAAUUAAUAUCUGAGAUGCCAUUUAUGCCUGACAAAACCAUAUGGAGCUCCUUGCUAGGGGCAUGUGCUACUCAUAGGAACAGCGAACUGAUUAGUACAAUUGAAAAAAGGCUUCUUGCUACUUCUCCAGAUGAUCCUUCAAUAUAUGUCAUGCUUUCAAAUGCUUAUGCAACAUUGGGAAUGUGGGAUAGUCUCAGCCAAGUAAGGGAAGGUGCUAGAAAAUUGGGUAUAAAAGAAGCUGGAACGAGCUGGAUUGAGACUUGAAGUUAGGUGUAUUCCCUGGCCCAAAUGCAUCUUGUCUGAACCUCAACUUAAGUGGUUAAAAAAUUCUUAUUGCUAUUUAGCUAUCAAUCACGCUUGCCAAGGGUGUUCAUUUAAGGAACAUUACCUGUAAGUAAAAACCUGUUAUCACGUUGCUGAAAACCAGGAGAUGCAGAGAAAUCAUAAGAGAUCAUGAAUAUGACUUUCAGACAUUCUCCAUAAGAAAAGCUUUGGUAGAAAAGCUUAAAUACCUGCUAAUAAUUGCAGUAUAUAAUUACAGGUAUUCUGAAUUGCAUGAUUUGAUGAAUGGCACAUGCACAUCAAGGAUUGCUACAUGUUCUCAUGCUCGUAUCUUUUAUUUUGGUUAUAAAUUAAUCUUUCUGUUUAUGUCUUUAUUCAAGUUUCCUUGUUUUUCUUUCGAACAUAAUUUCACCACUCAACGGUGCAUCCAGCUGACUGUUCCAAGAUACAGAUAAAUUUCUCAAGUCAAAUUGGGAGCAAUUGGUAGGAGUAAGAAGGAAGAGCAACAACAAACAUUAGUUAUGCAUGGAGGCAAGUAGCAAGGUUUGCUGUGAUUCUGGAACCCAUAAAAAGAAAAAGGAAAAGGAAAAGGAAAAGGAAAAUAAUGCAAUCAAUUUUUCCACCUUUAUUCCAUAUUUGGAGUGCUAUUAUCUGGGCAGUUCAUAAGCUUUGGGCAGUAUUCUUGUUUAAGUCACAUAUUGAUUGCAGAUACUACAGUAUAAAAUUUGACCAGUCAACCUGUCUUGUUUUUACAGGAAAGGACUCUAAAGGGCACAAAAAUAGAAGAAAUGAGUAAACAACUAGAAGAGUCAACGGAUUUAAAGGUUUGGGCUCCUUAUUUUAAUGACUGUUUUGCCGUGUCAUACUUUUUGUACUUUCUCAACAUUGGGGGCAAUUUUGAAAUAAGAGAUGGCUGAUAAAACAUCUAAGAUUCAAA
Molecule: messenger RNA, 3247 nt
Organism: Jatropha curcas
Lineage: Eukaryota; Viridiplantae; Streptophyta; Magnoliopsida; Malpighiales; Euphorbiaceae
Source: RefSeq, a predicted model, not a curated record